ACGGGUUUGGGUUUUUGUCGGGGUAAACAACUCCCAUCCUUGCUCAUCAAUUAGUCUUAAAAAAAACACCGAGAAGAUUAAAAACCAUCAAUUCCCAAUUAAAUACAAACCCUAAAAUCACACACAAUUCAAAUUCAAUUCGCAUCUAUUCAUAUAUCUAAUCUACUCUCUCCCAUUCAAAUCUCACUCUAUUCGAUUCAAUGGUGGUCUGCAAAUGCCGGAAGGCGACCAAGUUGUACUGUUUUGUGCACAAGGUUCCUGUUUGUGGAGCAUGUAUAUGUUUUCCGGAGCACCAAAUAUGUGUGAUUUCUACUUAUUCAGAAUGGGUAAUAGAUGGUGAGUAUGAUUGGCCUCCUAAGUGCUGCAAGUGUCAAGCUGUGCUCGAAGAAGGCACUGACGGUCAAACUACACGACUGGGCUGCUUACAUGUAAUACAUACAAGCUGUUUGACCUCACAUGUUAAAGAAUUUCCUCCUCACACUGCUCCAGCUGGAUAUGUAUGUCCAGCCUGUUCAACUUCGAUAUGGCCUCCUAAAAUGGUUAAAGAUUCAGGGUCCCGCCUUCAUUCCAGGCUGAAGGAAGCAAUUUCGCAGACUGGCAUUGAGAAGAACCUGUUUGGAAGCCAUCCAAUUUCGCCGGCAGUAACAGAUUAUAGGGGCCCACCCCUUGCAUUUGCUUCUGACCCUUUGAUUCAUGUAUCUAGUAAUGGAGGCAUGUCCACGUCGGGAGUAAAAGAUGCUGAAAGUUAUUCAGGUGCAACUGGAUCCGGUCUUAUGAAACCUUCAACUAUUGAUAUCGAGGAGAUAGAGGAUAGUGCAGCCAACCAGGCCAAUUUUGCAAGAAGUCCUGGUGCUACCACAAGGAAGAGUGCAGUACAAGCAGAUAAAAUAUAUUCUGACAUUUCAUACUAUGCCGACGAUGAAGAUGCAAAUCAGAAAAAGUAUACUCGAAGGGGUACAUUCCGCAAUAAGUUUUUAAGACUAUUGCUGCCCUUUUGGUCAAGUGCAUUACCAACUCUGCCUGUAACUGCACCACCAAAGAAAGAUACUUCACAUGCAAGCGAAGGUCAGGAGGGUCGUACACGGCAGCAUAGAAAAUCAAGGAUGGAUCCAAGGAAAAUUCUUCUGUUCAUCGCAAUUAUGGCGUGUAUGGCAACAAUGGGUAUUCUUUAUUACAGACUUGCUCAACGUGGUUUCAGUGAGGAGUUGACUGAAGUCGAGCAGCAUCAACCAUGAUCUCUGAAUCUAUCUUGAAGGAUCCAUAGUUUAUGGCUCAACCUUGACAAGCUUUCAUGUUAGUGAUUCAUGGUUCAGCUCCUCUGCUCCAUAACCCUCUUCGUGGGACCUUGUAUGUGUUAUGAAUCAGAACUUAUAUGCUGAUGAUAGUGGAAAGUUUUCUUGCAACGCUUCCUUGUUCAUGUUUUUUCCUUUUUCUUUUGUUCUAAAUUAAGAAAAUUUUAAAUAUCCACAGAUUUUAUUUUCUCUUUGUAUGUAAUUAUUCAUUCCAGCAAUAAACUUGCUCUCUUUACUUGGCAUACGGUGCCAAUAUACCGUUUUCUCGCA
This is a messenger RNA of Daucus carota subsp. sativus, 1562 nucleotides long. RefSeq lists its product as uncharacterized. The record is from RefSeq and is a predicted model, not a curated record. Bases 201 to 1235 code for a protein of 344 amino acids. The transcript has 9 exons. NCBI's taxonomy places the organism in Eukaryota, Viridiplantae, Streptophyta, Magnoliopsida, Apiales, Apiaceae. Gene Ontology annotation, cellular component: Golgi apparatus.